AAACCCAUCAAUCCCCCCCAACUUUCUUUUCUCCUCUGUAACCCUUCAUUGUUCAAAUUACGGACUCAACAAAAGAGACACCACCAUUAAACCCAAAAACCAUGUCGUCCACAGAAUCAAGUUUAGCCACAGCGAAGACAGUUGUCACCACCUUAGGUUCCAUUGCCGCAACGGCCAUGGUGGUCCGUACAUUUGCCAGAGACUACGCCCCUGAAGAACUCCAAGACUAUCUCUCUCUUGGACUAAGAAACCUUUUCAACAGAUUCUCAAACCAGUUAACAAUGGUGAUAGACGAGUUCGAUGGCCUUGUCAACAAUGAAAUUUAUGAAGCUGCCGAGACCUAUUUGGGCCCCAAGAUCACCCCCAACACUCGUCGCCUCAAAAUCAGCAAACCCGAAAAGGAGAAGAACAUUAACAUCACCAUGGAACGCAAUGAAGAGGUCACAGAUGUCUAUGAAGGAACUAAAUUCAAGUGGGUUUGGGUUUGCAAACAAAUGGAGACAAGAAAUCCAAGACACUUCUAUAAUCCUCGUGACUUAAAUUCAACUCUGAGACAUGAAAUCCGAUCGUUCGAGCUAAUGUUUCACAGAAAACACAAAGAUAUAGUGGUCAAUUUUUACCUGCCUUACAUUAUGGAAGAAGCAAAGAAGAAGCAACAAGAACAGAGGACUCUGAAGAUUUUCACGGCCGAUUAUGAGGACAUGUACGAUUUGUCCAAUAUAUGGACAUCGGUGAAUUUGGACCACCCAUCGACGUUUGAGACUUUGGCAAUGGAUUUAAAGCAGAAAGAGAUGGUGUUGAAGGAUCUUGAGAGGUUUGUGAAGAGAAAAGAGUAUUAUAGGAAGGUGGGCAAGGCUUGGAAGAGAGGGUACUUGUUGUAUGGGCCUCCUGGAACUGGGAAAUCGAGCUUUAUCGCAGCCAUGGCCAAUUUCUUGAAUUUUGAUGUGUAUGAUUUGGAAUUGACUGAGUUGAAGCGUAACUCGGAUUUGAGGAAGUUGCUGUUGGCGACGGCGAAUCGGUCGAUAUUGGUGGUGGAAGACAUUGACUGUACCAUUGAGUUCCAAGAUCGAGCGGCGAAGAAGAAGAAGAAGAAGAAAUCAGAAUCCGAGGAUGAGGAAGAAAGCAAGGUGACACUGUCCGGUUUCCUCAAUUUUAUUGAUGGUCUAUGGUCUAGUUGUGGCGAUGAACGGAUUAUAAUUUUCACAACAAAUCAUAAAGAGAAGCUCGACCCCGCGUUGCUACGCCCCGGUCGAAUGGAUGUGCACAUCCACAUGUCUUAUUGCUCCCCCUCUGGGUUCAAAGUUCUAGCUGACAAUUAUCUUGGUAUCAAAGACCAUGAGCUUUUCGGAGAGAUUGAGGAAUUGAUUCAAACGGCGGAGGUGACACCGGCAGAGGUAGCCGAGCAGCUAUUGAAAGACGACGAUUACGAGCAUGAUGCUGCACUCAGUGGCCUUAUAAAUUUCCUCCAUGUGAAGGAGAAGGAAAAUGAAGAAGCCAAGGCCAAGAAAGCAGAACAAGAAUCAAUCAAGGAGGAGAGUGAACAAGAAGAUGAGAGUGAUAAGGAAGAGAAAGAAGAGAAACAAACCAGGAUAAUUAAAGUGUGAGCUGGUAAAGUAAAUUGAGACGAUAGGAGUUUUGUUAAGUAAUAAUUUCUAUGAUGUCUACGAAAGAGGUGUCAAGCAGCUUGAGAUGGGCUUUCAUUGGUCAUGGUUACCUUUUGUAUUCAAUUCAUUGUAUUUGCUUUCUUC
Molecule: messenger RNA, 1748 nt
Organism: Ilex paraguariensis (yerba mate)
Lineage: Eukaryota; Viridiplantae; Streptophyta; Magnoliopsida; Aquifoliales; Aquifoliaceae
Source: the annotation of a GenBank genome assembly